This is a messenger RNA of Adineta ricciae, 2763 nucleotides long. Lineage: Eukaryota; Metazoa; Rotifera; Eurotatoria; Adinetida; Adinetidae. The record is from the annotation of a GenBank genome assembly.
AUGUUUGAUUCACUGAAAGAUCAUGGGUUUGUUAGUGUUAGCGAAAAAGCCGACCGUGAAACAUUGAAUACCAUUGAAGAUGUGUAUUAUAACGAAGAUAAUUUUGAUCCGAAAGAAUAUGAACUUCAAAAAUUACUGUCGACAAUGAAAGACAAUCCAUUUCUUGAUCUUGCCGAUGUCUUAAAUCGACGUGAUCGUUUGAAAGCUCAAUUGCUCGCUGUAUCGAAGCGUGUAUCGAAAUUAGUUCUUGAAAAUAGUUCAGCGUAUACCACUGAACUACAGCGUGUAACUGUCUUAACAAGUGCAUUGCAAGAUUCGAUUGAAACAUGUUACCAUGCUCGAAGGAAUCUUCGUCGAGCGCAAUAUCAGAUUACAACACGGAAUUUAACAUUAAUUCGAAAUGAAAUGCGCAAACAACAAUGGAUUCAUGUUCUGCACAAUAUCGAAAAAUUAAAAAAACUACAUAGUAUCGAUCAACGAUUGAAAGAAAUGGUUAAACAUGAAAAUUUUGUUGGCGCCAUUCAAUUGUACUCCCAAUGCGGAAAUAUUGUCCACCAUUACAAAGAAUAUCAGUGUAUCAGAGAUCUUUCGUCGAAACUGCAAGAUACAUUGGAUUUCAUUGAAGAGUCUAUCGAUGUUACUUUAGCUAAACUUUGCUCCCAUUUUAAUCCACACACUUAUCAAAGUUUAUUGAAUGCAUAUCGAUUAUUAGGAAAAUCAUCAGGAUCCAUGGAACAACUGCAAAUGCAUUUUCUCAAUGUUGUCCAAACACGUACAUUAGAGAUUUUAGUUAAAACAGUAGGAACGGGCAGAAACGAACAAAAUAUUUCAUCCUAUGCGGAUCUGUGCAAGGUGGUUCCACAAGAGUUAUUUUCAAGUUGUUUACACGAUCUGAAUGUGUGCUUUUGGCAAAUAAUUAAAGCGUAUAAACUAGUUUGGCUCUGGCAUGAGAAAAAUCCUCCAUCCAUCGAAAAUAAUGAAACAAAUAGUGAUACGUCUGAACCAAGCCAAGACUUUCUUCUUCAAAAACUUGAAAGUGGUUCUGGUCGUUUAUGGCACGAGAUUCAACAGAAAAUGAAAACAUAUCUUCUCGAAAGCAAUAUGACACAUUUUGAAUUCGAAGCGUUUUUGCAAGUGUUGAAAAUGACGAAUCGAUUGAUGGAAAUCGGCGAACAAUUUUGUCAAAGCGAUUCGAAUAUCCUUCAGGAAGCCGUACGUCGACAGAGUGUUGUCUAUUUUCGCUCAUAUCAUAAUAGACGCUUGGAUGAAUUGAAAAUGUUUUUGGAAAAUGAAAUGUGGCAACAAUGUCCAGUGAAAUCAACAUUUCACAUUACUCAAUUUCAGGAAUUUCGAUUUCUUCGUGAAACGUCGUCGGUGGCAUCGGAGUUAACGACGUCCACAUCAUUCAAUCGGAAGGCAGAUUUAGAUUUAUUUGAUCGAUACUUAUACACAGAUCGUGAACAUCCAUUUGAUCUUGAUCAAACUCGAACAACAUUAUCAUCUUCACCAUCGGAAUACAGUGCAAAUUCUGCUGAUGAUGACAAUGAACGAGAUAUGACCAAUGGGAAUUCCUAUAAUGAGGGAAGAAUUCGCACGCAUUCGAAUUCAUCAUCGGGUUCUAAUAGUGACCAUGAACAUGGAGGACGUUUAACACAUCGAGCACGAUCGCAAUACCACGACGAAAAGAAUGGAUCAACAAUUGUAACGAAUACAACUCUCAAUGUGACUAGAUUAUUCGGUCGAUACAUGGAAAUGAUUGAAAUGUUGAAACCAAUUGCCUUCGAUGUCGUCCUUUGUAUGACACAACUGUUUGAUUAUUAUCUGUAUACAGUUUAUUCAUUAUUUGCUUGUGAUAUGAACGAAGUUCCAAUCGAUGCAUUGAGCAGUGGAUUACAAUUUACCAUAAAGCGAAUUAGUGAUAAUUUAAUUGCACACAAUGAUUCUGAAGCUGCAUCGAAUGAAAAGAUUCUCGCCGCUCACCUAUCUCCGUUAGUCGAUAUUAACCAUUCAUCAAGUAUACUUUAUGGUUUUCCACAACGCGUUGUCGCUGCUGAAUCAUUGGUAUUCCUUGCUGAACAGUUCGAUUUUCUUCUUCCAUAUUUGAAACUAAUGAUCCCACCUGAACGUCACACAUUUCUCACCCAAUUCUAUUCUCAAACUGUUCAAGUCACACACGAAUUACGUAUUCCGAUUUAUCAUAACGUUUCCGCGAAUAUUCUCGACUACAUGUCCAUUGCAUUGAUGAUCAGUAAAGUCAAUUGGAAUAUCAAAGAUAUUCUAACUCAGCAUAACGUUUAUGUUGAUGAACUGGCCAGUCAAUUACAAACAUUUCGAAAUCGUCUCGAUCAUAUCAAUGAUCACGUUUUACCGAUACCGAAAGCUGUUUACCGAACAUUGUGGGAUCAGAUUUUAGAGAAAGUUUUUUAUACUAUGGUCGAAGGUUAUGCGAAUGUAAAACAAUGUAGUAACGAAGGUCGAGCGUUGAUGCAAUUAGAUUUUCAACAAUUACUUCGACGAUUGGAACGCAUCAUUGAAGAUAUAAAACCGCUGCCACAUAAAGAAUUUGUUGAAAACUAUAUCAAAGCGUAUUAUUUACCUGAACAUUUAAUAGAUCAAUGGAUUAUUGAGAAUACGAUGUAUACGGCAAAGCAACGAAUGGCAUUAGUCUCAAUGAUGUCUCAUUUAAGUCGAAGGAAACGUGCACAAUUAGGUCAAUAUCUUGAUGAGCAAGAUCGGGCUCGUAUUUCCGUGUCGACAUCUUAA